AUGCCUCCUCCUCUUCAGCAUGCUCAGGGAUUUCAAGAUAAGGAUGCCCGGGCUUCUGCAGGAAAUGCUGGUGGAGGAGCUCGACCCAGCGAUGUUUCAGUCCCAGCAGGAGGCAACGGGACCAACGCUGCUGCUGCCGUCUAUGCCAAGCCCCUAACCGAGAAGGAAAUGUUGGCUGCCGACGAAGCCAAGGACAAACUGGAUAGGAUGGUCAAGGUGGAGGCCUUGGUAGGCAAGCGAAAACGUUUCUUUUCUUACCUCAAGAAGACACACGAGGAGGGCGGCUUCUGGUUGAACUGCGUUCAGCUCACGCGGCAGGGGGAUCUGGCUGUGUAUGCCGCAGAGCUGUCGUCGCAGCGCAUCCUUCGGCUAUUCUACCUCGGCGUCGGGCUGGCCAAGCUCUUGCAGUCCAAGGGAGGGCUCGAGCUUAUCCGAGGGAUCCUGCAGCUGCUAGAGGAGUGGGAAUACCACUUUGCUCUGGCGGGAGUCGCCCAUCACUCUGUUAAGGCCAUGCUGGCUAAGAACAUCGACAAUCUGGAUCACUCAGCGAGGGGGAGGGAUGCGAGCGAAGAAGGCGGCGGCAAGCACCAAGAACAGAUCGUGGCGCGUCUCAAGAAAUUCAACAAUGAAGUGGUGUACGAAAACUUGCUGACGCCCGAGGUCCCGUUUUCGCUGGACUACUUGGAGGUAGUGUUCUCGCUGUGCGAGGUCAUGUGCCGCAUUUACGCCAAGUUUGUGGAAGAGGAGUGCUACAAGAACGCCUUCGUGUACGAUGGCUUGGUCAAAGUAGACAACAAGAUCAAGCACCACAUUAUCAACGUGUUCGCCAAGGAGUUCACCGACAUGAGCACCAACAUCGCCAAAGACGAACUCAAGACCUUGCGCUAGUUGGAGAAACAAGUGCAAGUUUUGGUUUUUCAGAAUAUCAUGGGGUGUUUGGUGAGACGAGCGCGUGUCACGGCUGGUUUCGGUUUCAAGGCGGCUCUUGCAGAUGUAAGUGUGAUGCACAGGCACGGUUGUGCAACCUCUGGUCUACUUGACCGGCGUUCCACUCAACUGCGCCCUCGGUCUGUUUGUUUUAGUUGCAUGGGCCGCUGGAGUUGCUUGCCUAUCGACGAAACACGCAGAGUGCUGCCUGCGCCUAUAAUAGCGAAUUUUUUGCUAACGGCACAAGCUCCCGGCGGGUGAGGAGUCAAUCAAUCGGCAUGUGACUUUCGUGGUGCGUGUAGUGUAGCGGGUUCUGCUGGGUAGUGGCGUGUACAGCUUAGCUUAAGCAUGGGGCUGAUCGCGGACUUGAUCAAUUUACGCGUGUCGUUAGUUGUUGGGUGCUGAGCCGUUUUUUUUUUUCUUCUUGUUUGUCCUGUUGCUAUUGCCAUUGUCAUUGUUCGCGUUUGCGCGGCCGAACAACGGCGGUCAGAUGGUGACUCCGUGAGUGGUUUUAUCGGCAGCGCUUUACUGAAGCCGAUGAUCUUUUAACCGCGAUGAACAUGUUACGCGACCUUGACUGGUGUAUAUGGUAUGGUACCAUUUUUGUCCGUCUCUUCGAGUGUGUGUGUGUGUGUGUUAUUUUUUGUUUUUCAAUGAUCGAUCGAGCGAUCCCUUGUGGUCCGCUGCAGGUGUUUUGCGAGUUACGGGGGGUGUAGGGUAGUAGGAGAGGCGUCCGCCUAAAGCGGUCUUGUGAUCCAGACACGCUUAGCGACUUUUAUAGUGUGAGCGAGCGCGUUUGGUAUAUUCUCCGGCCAUUUUUCUUUCAUCCUUCCGCCCCGUCGUAUCGUAGCACUUCCGACAGUCAGUGUCAAACGGAACCGUUAGUGACGGCGUUGUGCUGGAUACCUCAAUCCUCAACACCAAUUGUUUUCUUUCCCCUGGGGAACGAUCGAUCCAUCUACCUCUUCUUGUCGAUCCGCCUUUUCUUGUCUUGUCUUGUCGUUGUUCGGUGUGUGUGUGUGUGAGGAGCGUGCUUUCUCUUUUGUCUUGGUAUUUUUCACCUUAUGUGUCGUGACUUUUUUUGGUGUAGUAGCUGUCCGGGCAAGCGGAGACGAUUCCUUAACCGUGCCUUGAUGUUGUAACAUGGGUGUGUACGCGUAGCAACGUGUCUCACCAAACGUGUAGAGACUAAUGGACCUAACCCCCGAUUGGAUUGCAGCGUACUGUAGGCGCUACGAGGAGAGUAAAUGCGCCCUGCAACGGCGGGACGACGCUUACGAGCUUGUUCGGCGUCAACUGGGAUGUUGGGUCUGGGAGUGGACUGACUGUGAAUGGCCACGUCUGCGUUCACGGGGGGCUAUAGGGCGUUUUUUUUGUACAGUAGAAGACUUGCCACGGCCGUUCACCUUUCGUGUUAUGAGGGUGCAUCUCGGCUUAGUUAAAGGGCAGGUACACGCGACCGGACCGGUGGCGCGCGUGUGUAUGUAAGUAUAACAGUGCGGGGUUUUAGGUGUGAUAUCUGUGAUGUUUCCAAUGGAUCACUCACGGUCCCUCCCUCGCUGUUGGUCCUCUCACGUCUUGGGCGGAAAGUUAGGGGGGGGGGGGAGAGGGGGGUAUUACUGCUGUCGUUGUUCAAGAUCCAAGAAUUAAUUGCUUACCGGGCAGGGGGGGGGGCUCCGUUUCUGCAGCUUCGGUGAUAGAUAUAUAUCGUUGGGUUUUUGUUCACUGUCUGGCUACACUAAUAGCUGUAGCUCUCUCUCGCUCUUGCGUUGCGUUGGCUGUCUUACGCAUACUACAUGGUUUAUUUUAUGGUUAGGGAAAGGUGCAAUAAAUAGAAUGAGCGUAUAUACCGCUGGCGCGAAGGUAUGUGUUUCAUUUAGUACAAGCGCGGGGGAAGGACAGGGUGUGCCGCCCUCUCAAGAACACUUGGAGGCAUUCAUUCGAGGUAACUUUUAGCGUGAUCGUUUCAAGCAUCAUACCGAGGUAUGCUACAUACGCCACCGGUUUUGGUGUGAGUGCCAAGCAGACUGGUGCAAACGUGUAGCUCAAUCUGAUGUUAGGUGUAACGGCACCGCGACGAUGCAGGAAGCCGCGGAUCGUUGUUGUUAUUAUGGGCUCGAACAUAAUGUGAGUGUCGGCAGUUCGCACGGCUAUAUGGUCACAAUGCGUAGAUUGUAGAGUUUUGUUGCACGGCUUAGAACCAGAGACCGUACAUGCCACUGAACCGUAUUAUUCUUAUGUUUUGAUCGUUACAGGACGUCAGCAUGCUAGAUGGUAUCUACACAUGUUAAGGAGCAGCAUACAAACAUGUGCACACGGUGUGUUGUACUACUGUACCCGGUGGUGCAUUUCGCCUACGACACGGCGGCCACGGUAUUGAUAUUGAUAUUGGUAUUGGUAUUGACAUUGAUAUUGAUACUGAUACCAAGCACUCGCGGCCUGCGUAUG
Messenger RNA from Ectocarpus siliculosus, 3375 nucleotides. The record is from the annotation of a GenBank genome assembly. Lineage: Eukaryota; Phaeophyceae; Ectocarpales; Ectocarpaceae.